Messenger RNA from Strigops habroptila (Kakapo), 6171 nucleotides. RefSeq names its product zinc finger ZZ-type containing 3 (gene ZZZ3). The coding region runs from base 349 to 3072 and encodes 907 amino acids. NCBI's taxonomy places the organism in Eukaryota, Metazoa, Chordata, Aves, Psittaciformes, Psittacidae. Gene Ontology annotation, molecular function: zinc ion binding. The record is from RefSeq and is a predicted model, not a curated record. The transcript has 13 exons.
GGAAGGAGCCGCCGCCGCGCUGAGGGGAGCAGGCGCUGUGCGGAGCCGCCGCCGCCGCUGCUGCCUGGUGCGGGCGGCACGGAGGGAACGAGCCUCGCCCGGGGCCGCGCGGACCGGCCGCGCCGAGGAGCGGGCGCCAGUUUACAAAGUCUUGUUAAUGUGAUGGCAUAAAGUAGUAAAAAGGCAUUUGGAUUACAUCAUGGAUAUCGCCAAUGGUCAUUGAUUCUACUUGAGUGGCACAGUAAGAGUCUGCUGUAUGAAAUGUCAGAAGUCUGUAUUUCUUCUAGUUUUGCAAUGGUUUCCCAAUGAGUGGAGCAUGAUGAACAUACUUUAGGGACUUGCCAUAGUAUGGCUGCUUCUCGAUCUACUCGUGUUACAAGAUCUACAGUGGGUUUAAAUGGUUUGGAUGAAAACUUUUGUGGUAGAACAUUAAGAAACCGUAGUAUUGCUCAUCCAGAGGAAGUUUCACCUCAUCCUCAAAUACGGUCAAGGUCACCAAAGAAGAGGCCAGAGUCUGUGCAAACUCAGAAGGGAAGUAACGGUGGAAGAACUACUGAUUUGAAACAACAGAGUGCUCGGGAGUCAUGGGUGAGCCCUAGAAAGAGAGGGCUGUCUACUUCCGAAAAAGAUAAUGUUGAUAAACAAACUGUGGAAAAUUGUGAGAAAAAACAAGCAGAACCUGUUUCACCAGUUUUGAAAAGAAUUAAGCGCUGUCUACGUUCAGAGGCACCCAACAGUUCAGAAGAAGACUUGCCUGCUAAAACAGAGAAGGAAUCAUUGGAGCAUAAAAGCUUAGUGUCGGACAAUGAUGCAGUCUCCACAGGGACUAAGCGAGCUUGCCGAUGUCUUAUAUUGGAUGAUUGUGACAAAAGGGAAGUUAAAAAGGUGAAUGUUUGUGCAGAAGGAUUUAAUAAUUCUGCAAUAGUUGAUGAGAUCGGCGGCUAUCAGACUGUCAAUGGAGUUAGUGAGAGAGACUCAAAUUCUCUUAACUGUGAUGACUGUCAGCUUGAUGGGAACACUAAGCAAAACAGUGGUGGUUCCUGUACGCCUAAGGACAAAAUAGUAGCAGAAAACGGAAACUCAUUUGCCCAUUCUUCAUUGUUGCUUAAUAGCAGCAAGGAGGACAGUGUUGUAGACCAUUAUGUGCCUUGCACAAACUCUCAAGAACAGGUAAAGUUAGAGGACCACAAAAUAAUAAAUGACUGCUUGCCUGAGGAGCAUGCUACUCAGGCGUAUGAGCCAGCUACAGGGUCCUUUUCUGAAAUCCAGUCAUCUUUGUUAAGGGAUUCGGAGGAGGAGGUAGAUGUUGUAGGAGAUAGUAGUGCCUCUAAGGAACAGUGUGCUGAAAACACCAAUAGCAACCCGAAUACUCAUCAUGACAGCGCAUCGAUCUCAGGUGAACCUGAACCACAUUCUCCAGUGCUGGACUGUGUUUCAGCUCCAGUGACAUCCAUGUCAGAACUUCAAGAACACAGAUACACAUUGAGAACUUCACCGCGAAGGGCUACCCCUGCCAGAAGUAGCCCUACUAAAAAUAACUCUCCUUGUAGAGAAAACGGACAGGUUGAGGAAAAUAAUCUUGGUCCCACUGAAAAGAAUGUACCUGUGGGUAUUAAUAAUAUCAGUGGAUCUCCCCAAAAGUCUGAAGAAAUUAAACAGAAUGAAAAAGAGAGAAAUGGUAAUACGGGAGAUCAUGGAAAUGAUGGACUAAGAAAGCCACUUUCUGAGGCUAGGCUUGUUGCUGGAUAUGUACCAUCUGCCAAAGAGAGUGCCAACAUCCACACUGCAGAGGAUGAUGAGGAAGAGCCUGAUGUGUAUUACUUUGAAUCAGAUCAUGUGGCAUUGAAACACAACAAAGAUUAUCAGAGACUGUUACAGACGAUUGCUGUACUCGAGGCUCAACGUACUCAAGCAGUUCAAGACCUUGAAAGUUUAGGCAGACACCAGAGAGAAGCGCUGAAAGAUCCUAUUGGAUUUGUGGAAAGACUCCAGAAGAAGGUUGAUAUGGGUCUUCCAUAUCCUCAGAGAGUUGUUCAGCUCCCUGAGAUUGCGUGGGACCAAUACACCACUAGCCUUGGAAACUUUGAGAGGGAAUUUAAAAACCGAAAACGUAACAGUAGGAGAGUAAAGCUGAUUUUUGACAAAGUAGGUAUACCUGCAAGACCAAAAAGUCCUUUGGAUCCCAAGAAGGAUGGAGAGUCUAUUUCAUACUCUGUCUUGCCUUUAAGUGAUGGUCCAGAAGGUUCUACUAACAGUCGUCCACAGCAGAUGAUAAGAGGACGACUUUGUGAUGAGACCAAACCUGAAACUUUUAACCAGCUGUGGACUGUAGAGGAACAGAAAAAACUGGAGCAAUUGCUCUUGAAGUAUCCACCGGAGGAAGUAGAGUCCCGACGGUGGCAGAAGAUAGCUGAUGAACUGGGAAAUAGAACAGCAAAGCAGGUUGCCAGUAGAGUGCAAAAAUAUUUUAUUAAAUUGACUAAAGCUGGUAUUCCAGUUCCAGGAAGAACUCCAAACUUAUAUUUAUAUUCCAAAAAGUCAUCAAGUAGACGGCAGCAUCCUUUAAAUAAACAUCUUUUCAAACCUUCAACUUUCAUGACAUCUCAUGAACCUCCAGUUUAUAUGGAUGAAGAUGAUGACAGAUCCAGUUUUCACAGCCAUAUGGAUACUGCAGCAGAAGAGGAAGUAUCGGAUGAAGAGAGUAUUCCAAUAACAUAUCGAGAGUUACCUGAGUACAAAGAACUGUUAGAAUUUAAAAAACUGAAGAAACAGAAACUCCAGCAGAUGCAUGCAGAGAGUGGAUUUGUGCAGCAUGUGGGAUUCAAGUGCGAUAACUGCGGAAUUGAACCUAUCCAGGGUGUUCGGUGGCACUGCCAAGACUGCCCUCAAGAAAUGUCCUUGGAUUUCUGUGAUUCUUGUUCUGACUGUCUGCAUGAAACAGAGAUUCAUAAGGAAGAUCAUCAGUUAGAACCUAUUUACAGAGCAGAGACAUUUUUAGACAGAGACUACUGCAUGUCCCAGGGCACCAGUUACAAUUAUCUUGACCCAAACUACUUUCCAGCAAAUAGAUGACAUGGGAAGCAGAUCUACCAUCUUGGGCUUACUAUUCUCUUUGAAAAAUAACAAUGGCACCAUUGUUAGUUCUGUGCACAUUUUGGAAAGACUCUGCUUUCCCUGAAAUGUCGCUCACAGCAUGACAGCUUCCUGGGUGUACUUGUCAAACUACAGCUUUGAGCUGUCAUGGUUCUAGAUCACUGAACAGCAGCUGAACAUUCCUAGUGUGCAGAAGGUUUCACUGGGAGAGUUUUCUUUCACCACGUUAGUCAUUUUUAGGUGGUGAAUCUAAACACAAAAGAAAAACAUACAAAAGGGUGAGCCAGAAAUGAGAGCACACAUUAAAGAUAGAGUAAAUUCCAAAGGCUUUGAAGAACUUGGUUAUAAUGAGAUCCAGAGGAGAUGAAGUAUUUAUAUAAAAACAGUUUAGUAGCUUGCAGUUUUGUUGUGAAAUAGUUUUCAGCACAGUAACUGACUUCUUUAGGCAAGGUUUUAACCAAUGACAGUGUUUGCUUCUAGGAUGUACUCUAAAAACUGCUCACUGUCUCGGCGAUGGUUGGUUACAGGCCUUUAUUAAAUCGGAGCUGCUUAAUCACAUCAACUUCCAAUUUCUUUUAAUUUUGGUUGGGUUUUUUUAUUUUAUUUUUUUUAAACCACAACAAACUCUAUUUACCAACAGUGAAGCACUACAGGGGGCAACUGUGGCAUUGCUUCCUUAACCAGCUCAUGGUGUGUGAAUGUUAUAAAAUUGUCACUCAGAUAUAUUUUUUAAAUGUAAUGUUAUAUAAGAUGAUCAUGUGAUGUGUACAAAAUAUGGUGAAAAGUGCCAGUGGUAGUAACUGUGUAAAGUCUCUAAUACUCAACAUUAACUCCUUUAAAAUAAAAUACACAGCCUUCUGCCUCUGUAUUUGGAGUUGUUAGUGCAACUCAUCAAAGAAAACUGCCUAAUAUAAAUCAUAUAUAUGGUAAUAAUUUUUCCUCUUUUGUAGUCUGCACAAGAUCCAUGAAAGAUUGUAUUUUUAUUACUAUUUAAACAGUGAUUAAAUUUAGCCUGAGCAGUGAGCAAGGGUUCACAUGCAUUCUUUUAUACUGCUGGAUUUUGUUGUGCAUCAUUUAAAACAUUUUGUAUGUUUCUUCUUAUCUGUGUAUACAGUAUGUUCUUAAAUAAUGUUCAAUUGUCAGGAGAACUGUGAGAAAUAAACUAUGUGGAUACAGUCUGUUUAUAUAUAGAAUGCUUGCUGUGACUUCCUUUCUGUGUAGUUCCGACUUUUUAAUCAAGAUGGAAAACAGUCAAAGGACAUUUUAAUACAUCAUCCAAACAGUCACUGUGCAGCCCUGCGAGAUGCCCAGUGCCCUCCUCUGCUGUCCAUUUCGCUGGGAGCUGGUGGUGCUCUGCGCCUACUAACACCCGCCUCGCCUUUGCAGCGUUAGCGUUCUAGUUUUACUCGUACCUUACGCGCAGACUGUUCUUUUUCAGAUGGCAGAAACCCCAGAUUUCAGUAGCCUCGGGACGCUGUAUGCCAUUGUCUGAGAAGCUUUGUAAUUAUUGUGACAUAUUUUAGUUAAUAUAUUUUCUAUCGAACUGUAUAGCUUGUGAUUCAGAAACACUUGAUUAUUUUAUAACUGUAAGAGACUUCCAGUUGCUUUGAAACUUGAAUACUCAGAGUAAUGAGCUAGAGAAGAAACUAAUUUGACUUAAAGAGAUGGCAAUAAGAAGGAUAAUUGGCUGGCUGCAUCUAAAUACUUUAAAUAUAAAUUGAUCAGAAUUAAGUUUUGCAAUACUUUUAGGUGUAGUUAUUUUUUGCUUAAAUAAUUCAAAGCAUUUAAUCUGUUUAGAAGGUAAUACAGUACAGUUGCUAAGACACUGAGCAGGUAUCAUAUGUAAACAUCUCACGUAUCUAAUAUACUUAGAUAAAUUUAAUAAAUCCUAAAAAAUACAACACAGAAAUUCACAGGAUGUAUUUUAGUUUUCAGUUGGAAAAGAUACUGCUCUGAGAGGCUCUCUAGUACCUAAAGCAUGUGCUUGUCUCACCGUUCAUGCUGUUCAUAGGAAGCUAGAGUUGGGGAAGGUGUUUAUCAGGGAGAGAAUCUGUGGAAAUACUUGUUUUCUGUUGAUACCCUGAAAAAAAUGGUUGGAUGAGAAUAAUGAAAGUGCAUUAGUGAAAAUGUUCAGUCAUCAAUUUAGGAUAGCUUGGGAAGAACGGCAAGACAUGGUGUAAUUCGAAUGAGUUUGGAAGCAGAAGGAGAAUUUCAAGUCUGAAUCACCCAAGCAAAGAAGUGUCUUGAAUAAGUCCUCUUUUUAUUGACUAUGUAUAAAUAUUUGUAUUUUCAUAUGCAUGCAUAUACAGCUAUUUCUCUUGCAUACAUAAUGAACAUACACAAAUAGAUACCUAAUGCACAUACACCCAAUCAAGCAUGGGAAUUUUUGUUUUUUCCAUAGAAAAAACCAGAAGAAGCAGAAAGAAAAAUUAAAACUGAAACUGUAUGCUUUGUAAUUUGAUUUAAAAAAAACCAGAGGAUUAGCAGCUGAUGUUGCCUGUGUUCCCAUCCCACACAAGUAUGGUACUCCACACUUUUUAACUUAUAUUGUAAUUACAAGUAAUAAAAAAUACUCCAGAACACCUACACAGAUGAAUUUGCAACUUCAUGGUAACUCCAGAGUAUUUUCCUGGUUUUUGAGACAGAGUAUUUUACUUCAUUUUUUUUGGCAAAAUACUACAACACUGCAGCACACAGCUGGUGGUGCUUCAAGGCUCGGUUUAGAAACACCAGCCUUCUUCAGCUGAUGCAUUCUCAAAUUCUCUUCCUUAAAGCUGUUGUACUGCAGGUGUUACAGGUCACUUGAUGGCACUGGUGGAGCUGGAGAAGCACUUCUAGAGCAUCAGUGGUAAAACAUAGGCUAUAAAAGGACCCAGGAAAGAAGGAACAUCCAGGAUAUGAAGUCAGUCCCUUACAAAUAAUUGAAUUAGCAUUUACAGGGCAAAUGCCAAGGAAGAGAAAGGAACCAGAAGAAUGUGCCCUGAAUGGAAAAAGGACAUACUCUGUAAGCAUGCCGAUUUGAGCGCUAUUUUCAAGUCAUGUACUGUGCUUUGAAAAGGAUUAAACCCACAUAUACUG